CCUCCUGGACUGGUCAGACCCUGGCUUCUCAGUCCUACGCAAGCAAGGAUGAAGAAAAUCCUGAAAUGCUUUAGGAGGGACAGCAGGAUCUGAUGGUGGGAUGCUGAGGUCUGGAGUCUCACAGGUGCACUGCUGGGUAUGUGCUCUCUGGUUUUGGGAGCUGCUGCCUCACACUGGACUCUGGCCUCCCAUCGAUGCAGUGUCAACCCAGCAGCAUCCUGCCCUGAAGGAGAGAAGUUCCAAGCAUCAAACAUCAAGAACAGGUCCCAUGGAGACAAGGCCACACAGCAGCUUCCAUGUGUCAGCGUUCCCACUGCGUCCUUCCCACAGGCAGCCCAAAUUCGGCUGCUCACAUACACAGCUCUGUGAUACUUGGCUCUGGGAAGAGAUGUGGAGGAAAUGUCUGGCAGAUUUGCACCACAGAGAGAGCAGCACUUGCCUGGAGAAAUUGCUGUCUAACAGAUCCUUUGUGGACUUCCGACCAAAACCAUUCAGUGCAACAUAUGAGAACAGUCAGAAGAAAAGGUGUAGCACAGUUGACCAAAACCCAGAAUCAUCUGCACUAUGGGCAUCUCCCACUGCAUCAUUCAGGACCCCAGUUAUGUCUCUGAUCCAGAUCGAAGCUCGUUUGCUUGCACGGCCUCACAACAGAGAGCUCAGUUUGAGCUCCUUGAUUUCAGUGUUGGCCAAGGUUUUGCGUUUUGCACCGAGAUUCGUGCUGCUGCCAUCACCCACGACGCCAACGGGCCCGGGUCCUGCGCCGGCCGGAGGAGCCGCGCCCCGGGGCGGGGGGGAUGUGCCGGCGGUGGGGAGCGAUGGGAUCCCCCCUCAGCCGCCACCCACCCUCCGGGGCCGCGGUCCGAGAGCCCCCCGGGCCGGUCAGACCCCCCGGGCUCCGGGGCCGUUGCGGGACAGCGAACAGCGCGGCGGGUGCGGCCCCGGGCCGGUGCGCCUGGUGCUGGCGCUGGACCAAAGCGCCUCCUGA
This is a messenger RNA of Corapipo altera (White-ruffed manakin), 985 nucleotides long. RefSeq lists its product as uncharacterized. Lineage: Eukaryota; Metazoa; Chordata; Aves; Passeriformes; Pipridae. The record is from RefSeq and is a predicted model, not a curated record. The transcript has 7 exons. The coding region runs from base 101 to 985 and encodes 294 amino acids.